Molecule: messenger RNA, 899 nt
Organism: Tupaia belangeri chinensis (Chinese tree shrew)
Lineage: Eukaryota; Metazoa; Chordata; Mammalia; Scandentia; Tupaiidae
Product: olfactory receptor 56
Biological process (GO): G protein-coupled receptor signaling pathway
Cellular component (GO): membrane
Molecular function (GO): G protein-coupled receptor activity; olfactory receptor activity
Source: RefSeq, a predicted model, not a curated record
UCUCAGGUGACCAGGAAUGACUGGGCCAUGGAGAUGUGGCUGAACCAGUCAUCCGAAGGCGGCUUUGUCCUCCUGGGCAUCUUCUCCUACAGUCCAGCCGACCUCGUGCUCUUCUCCGCGGUGAUGGUGGUCUUCACAGUGGCCCUGUGUGGGAACGUCCUCCUCAUCUUCCUCAUCUACGUGGCCCCCCAGCUGCACACACCCAUGUACUUCUUCCUCAGUCAGCUCUCCCUCAUGGACCUCAUCCUGGUCUGUGACAUCGUGCCGAAGAUGGCGGUCAACUUCCUGUCCGGCAGGAAGUCCAUCUCCUUUGUGGGUUGUGGCAUCCAGAUCGGCUUCUUCGUUUCUCUCGUGGGAUCUGAGGGGCUCUUGCUUGGACUCAUGGCUUACGACCGCUACGUGGCCAUCAGCCACCCCCUUCACUACCCCAUCCUGAUGAGUCGGAGGGUCUGUCUCCAGAUCGCUGGGAGCUCCUGGGCCUUCGGGAUAACCGACGGGCUGAUUCAGAUGGUGGUGGUAAUGACCUUCCCCUACUGCGGCUCGAGGGAGGUGGACCACUUCUUCUGCGAGGUGCCAGCUCUACUGAAGCUGGCCUGUGCAGACACGUCCCUCUUUGAUACCCUGCUCUUUGCUUGCUGUGUCUUCAUGCUUCUCCUCCCCUUCUCCAUUGUCGUGGCCUCCUAUGCACGCACUGGGGGCUGUGCUCCGCAUGCACUCUGCUCGGGCUCGGAAGAAGGCUCUGGCCACCUGCUCCUCCCACCUGGCAGCGGUCUCCCUCUUCUACGGUGCAGCCAUGUUCAUCUACCUGAGGCCUAAGCGGUACCGGGCCCCGAGCCAUGACAAGGUGGUCUCUGUGUUCUACACGGUUCUUACUCCUAUGCUCAACCCCCUCAUUUACA